Molecule: messenger RNA, 195 nt
Organism: Chaetomium strumarium
Lineage: Eukaryota; Fungi; Ascomycota; Sordariomycetes; Sordariales; Chaetomiaceae
Exons: 2
Coding region: 1-195 (64 amino acids)
Source: RefSeq, a predicted model, not a curated record
AUGGGCCUAGAGCUUGCCGACAGGGAGCGCGUCGCAAACAGGAAGCUUAUCGAACAGUACGAGCAGCAGGUCAAGGAUCUUCGGGAAAAGCUCGAUAAUCUGGAGGACAUGCUGAAGAAGAAGGAUGACGGACUUAAUCGCGUGCUGGACGGCGAGCGCUCGAGAGCCGCUACGGCAGACUUGGAGAAGAAAUAG